Molecule: messenger RNA, 2113 nt
Organism: Falco peregrinus (peregrine falcon)
Lineage: Eukaryota; Metazoa; Chordata; Aves; Falconiformes; Falconidae
Gene: KNG1
Product: kininogen 1
Exons: 11
Coding region: 115-1587 (490 amino acids)
Biological process (GO): negative regulation of blood coagulation; positive regulation of cytosolic calcium ion concentration; negative regulation of endopeptidase activity
Cellular component (GO): extracellular region; blood microparticle
Molecular function (GO): cysteine-type endopeptidase inhibitor activity
Source: RefSeq, a predicted model, not a curated record
UACUUAGCUAUUGCUCCUGAAAAACAGAAGACGUGACUAAAGCCCUGUCAGGCAUUCUUUUUCCAUUUGGUUUUUAAAGAGCCUCCUAAUUCAGGGGGCCUUUUUUGUCCAGUUAUGAAACCUUUCAUUAUACUAGCACUCUGCUGUAGUUUUUUCUCUAGCAGAGCCACCCCUCUUCCAUUUGAAAUUUUGGACUGUGAUGAUCCUGAUGUCUUUAAAGCUGUCGACACAGCACUGAAGAAAUACAAUGGAGACAAAGCAAGUGGUAAUCAAUUUGCUCUAUACAUGGUGAUGGAAGCCAAGAGAACUGCAGGUCCUGACACACAAUUCCAUGUGAAAUACCGAAUACAAGAAACCACUUGUACCAUUGAGGAAAACAAACUCUGGCAAGAUUGUGAUUACAAAGCACUUGCAGAGGCUACAAGAGGAGAAUGCACAGCUCAAGUUCACGUGAAUAAUGAUGAAAAAACAAGUAGUGUUUCACAAGAUUGCAAAAUUUUUCCAGCUACGCCAAGGAUAACACUUACUGACGCUACAUGUCUUGGAUGCUUUCAUCCUGUAUCAAGUGACAGUUCAGAAGUGUCAGAAAUUCUGAAACAAGCCAUUUGGAAGUUUAACAGGCAUAGUGCUGAACCUGCACUUUUUAAGCUUGUGGAAAUAAAAGAAGCUAAAAGACAGGUGGUAGCUGGAUGGAAUUACAUAAUUAAAUAUGAAAUCGAAGAGACUAAUUGCUCCAAAGAACAAUUUCAAGAUUUAACUCCGGAGUGCAAACCCACUUCUAGAGGUCGUGUAGGUAAAUGUGAUGCCAAAGCAUAUGAAAAUCUUCAUGCGGAGAUCGUAGAUAUUGCAAACCAAUGCACAUUUCCAGUUGAAGAUACAGUACUUCCUGCCAUUUGUGCUCGUUGUCCAAAGACUAUCCCAACAGACACUCCAGAACUGAAGAAACUACUGAAGGUUUCUAUGGAGAAGUACAAUUCAGAGAGCAAUGAUGAUUUCUACUACAAAAGUGGAGAAAUAGAAGCAGCGACAGUUCAGGUGGUUGCAGGACAAAACUACCAUUUAAUAUUUGCAAUCUGGAAGACAAACUGCUCAAAGAAAGAUUUUGACAAACUUAAUGAAGACUGUGAAGCCGCAUCAGACAGUGCACCACUGGCAUGUGAAGCAAACAUUUAUGUGACCACAUGGGAGAAUAAAACCUUUCCCCAAGUUAACUGCUCUAGAGGACGGUCAACGACUGUAUUAGUAAGGCGGCCUCCUGGAUUCACACCUUUCCGAAGCUUUCCUGUGCUACAACAGCCCACUGAAAAUUCAAGCUCUGAUAAAAAUGAAGAAAGGCAAAGACCUGGCAAAGAAAUGAGAAAAGAUGGUGGAGAGGAACCAGAAGGUGAAGAUCGUCCAGAAUCUCAUGUCCGCAGAUGUCCUGGAAAGCCAUGGAAACAAAUUACGGACCUUCCAGCUCCUAGCUUUCCCAGAGAAUUCACAAAUGAGGAUCUCUUGCCUUCCACAGUAGAAAACAUCAAUCCAGCAACACAAAACUCAACUCCUGAAAAUGAGAAACUCUUUGAUCUCUCAGAUGCUUUAGUAUAAUUCAAACAUUGUAGGAUCCUUUUCAGAAAUUAUACAUAGAAAAAUAAGAAAAAUACUGCCUUUUGAAAUGUAUAAAAUGUUAAGAGAUAAAAGCUUCUAUUCUGUUAGCUAAGAUACUCAAGUAGGUCACCAGUAUUUCUGGGGACCUAAGACCAUGCAGCAAUAUUCUGUAUUUGCAUAUAUUUGCAAAGAUGUAUAUCAGGCAAUGGCACCAAUGAUUCAGAACCAGUCUAGCAAAGGGACCAGGCAAGUCAACAGCCUUCUGCUGCAGAAGUUAAAAUUCUAUCUCAUCUGCCUCAAGUUACUAUAAGCACAAAGUGAAUCACUGCAUCAAAUCUCACUGUAUUAAGUUUAGAACAAUGACACAGAGAAUUUCGCAGAUUACAUGAAAAAUCUCAAUCAAAUAUGGGUAAGACAAAAGACAGCCAAUAUAGAGCAAAGAUGCCUUUCUUAGAUAUCUGAAAUAAUACUUCUCUAAUUUACUGGAGUGAAUCUUUUAAAGAACAAAAUAAAACAAAGGAACCUG